Molecule: messenger RNA, 798 nt
Organism: Vigna angularis (adzuki bean)
Lineage: Eukaryota; Viridiplantae; Streptophyta; Magnoliopsida; Fabales; Fabaceae
Exons: 3
Coding region: 131-643 (170 amino acids)
Source: RefSeq, a predicted model, not a curated record
AGCAACAAUAAAGUGAAAAGAACGUAGCAGAGGUUUGGUCAGAGAUUAGACUUCUCAGAAUUUAUGUUGUGAAGUUGUUUAUUCUGAGAAGGAAGAGAGAAAAGAGAAGAGAAAAGAGAAGAACUCAACUAUGGAUGAGAUAUUGAACAAGGUGGGGUCAUACUGGUUCAGCCGCAAGGCCAGCAAGGAGUUUAACUCUGUUGGAGAUGAUAUCAACUCACUGUCAACCAGUAUUGAAGGGGGAACCAAAUGGUUGGUCAACAAAUUAAAAGGAAAGAUGCAAAAGCCAUUAACGGAGUUACUAAAGGAGUAUGAUCUACCCAUUGGAAUGUUUCCUCGUGAUGCAACAAACUACGAAUUCAAUGAAGAAACUGGGAAACUUGUUGUUUACAUUCCUCAAGUGUGCGAAGUCGGCUACCGAGAUUCAUCAGUGUUGCGGUUCUCCACUAUUGUGAGUGGUUAUUUGGAGAAAGGAAAGCUAGCAGAAAUAGAGGGAAUAAAGACUAAGGUGCUGAUCUGGGUAAAAGUAACCACCAUUUCAUCUGAGGGACCAAAGCUCCACUUCAUGGCCGGCAUGAAGAAGACAAGGAAAAGGGAAGCAUAUGAGGUUACUAGAGAUGGUAUAAAUGUAGAUAAGUUCUAAUAUAUUUACAACAAGUUACUCUUGUUCAGUAGUUUUACGGUUACUAAAAUAAGUUAUCUGUUCUUGUGGAUCAUUUUAUUCUAUUAGAUAUGAAUGUAGUGAGUGAAUUGGAAUUUGGAAUUUAGUGGAACCUCUUUGUUCCUGCUGGAUGUGAA